Molecule: messenger RNA, 336 nt
Organism: Prorocentrum cordatum
Lineage: Eukaryota; Dinophyceae; Prorocentrales; Prorocentraceae
Source: the annotation of a GenBank genome assembly
AUGCUCGCGUCUCUGUCUCCUGGCGGUGGCGGGUGCUCGUGGAGAUGUGCAGGGUGCUCUCGGCCGUCGGCCUGCCGGUGGCGCUCACGUGGUGACGCUCGUGGCGCGCAGGGCCGUGCGGCCGCUCGUGGAGGUGACGGGGUGCUUUCGAUCGUCGGCCUGGCGACGGCGUUCACGGUGACUCCAGUGGUCUCCAUGCUGGUCCGGGUGCUCACCGAGUUCCUGGUGCCCCUGAUCGUCGGCCCGCCGGUGGAGCUCGUGCGCGUGCUCCUGGUGCACCUGCAGCGUCUCCGCCGCUCGGGAGAGCUCGCGGUGACGAGCGCGGUGAUCGUGUGA